AUGGCCCGGAAGCAGCGACUCAAGGCCACGACGGCAGCUCAAGGCAUUGCCGUGGUAGUAGAGAGUCAACAACAAACCGAUGGGUGGAGAGCCGUGAACCGGCGAUGCCGGAGGUGCCUCGAUACAGCAGCGGUGGGUCAACCAAACUUGACGCGUGUCCGCAAUGGCAGGGCCGUAGAUGGUGACCCGGUGAAGCAAUGUUGGUCUGCGGCGGCGACUCAUGGAGGUAGAAACAGCCGGCGCGGCUGGCAACUUGCGAGGCGACGUUUUGUUUUGGACGCAAUCGGCGACGACGGCUUGAUGUCGUACCCGCGGAGCGCGCCGGCAAGGGCAACUCAGGCUUGGCCGGUUCGUCGAGGCCGUGGUGGUGCAGGCGCUCAGAAGCGGAAUAGGCAAAGGGUGCAAGGCCAGACUCGGCCAAGUGCAGCGGCAAGGUUGAGCACCCGGUCCGGCAUCUUAGAGAGCAGGCGGCGGCUCAUGGUAGCGGCAGUCCACGGCAGAGGUGACUCGACGGCGGAAAGGCCAAAACGGAAGUUUAGGCACACCGGCGAGGACGACCAAGAUGGGGCGCCGGAGCGAGGCGCCGAGAGCCGGCGGGGGUUCGGAGUCGGUGUAGGCCGCGGCGGUAGGGGCAAUAGAGGCGCAGAGGCGGCUUAG
Messenger RNA from Triticum turgidum subsp. durum (durum wheat), 657 nucleotides. NCBI's taxonomy places the organism in Eukaryota, Viridiplantae, Streptophyta, Magnoliopsida, Poales, Poaceae. The record is from the annotation of a GenBank genome assembly.